GACUAGCCUUCUUCUAUGGAGGUUUGGUACGAGAUACCAACAUUGUGAACACGAUGAUGAUGUCAAUAAUUUCCAUGGGGCUCACGACCAUCACUUGGUUGGUGUUCGGCUUCAGCUGGUCCUUCGAUGAGUGGGGUGCGGGCAAGGGCUUCACAUAUGUGGGCUUCCGCAACCUGGACAUGGUGUGGCCCGGCACCACCAUGCCCGGCCUGACGUUUGCCGUCUUUCAGAUGACGUUUGCCAUCAUUGCAGCGGCCAUCAUUUCUGGAGCGGUGGUCGAGCGCAUCCGAUUUUCGGCCUAUGCCAUCUUCAUUGUUGCCUGGGUCCUGGCCCACCACUACCAUCAGCAGCAGCACCAUCGUAGUUUACCAGGAUAG
Messenger RNA from Symbiodinium necroappetens, 377 nucleotides. Lineage: Eukaryota; Dinophyceae; Suessiales; Symbiodiniaceae. The record is from the annotation of a GenBank genome assembly.